CCUUACAUUCUCCUUAUUCUUAUGCCCAAUACUAUUUGUGCUAUCCUAUCGCCCCCACCUAUUAUGGUCGUGUCUAUAUAAUGCGUACCACUAAAGCCUGCGAGACAGACGUGUUCGCAUCUAACUACUCGGUGUUCGCGAUGGGAGUGUUGGCAUCUGCUGCUUUGCUGCUCAUUCUCACACGCUUCUACGAAGUCGACGGAGCUUCCGGUACAAAGUGGGCGGAAGUGUCUGGUAGAUUGCAGAGCGUGGGAAUCGGUGAUUCAGGUGUGUGGGGCGUAACUGCAAACAGUGCCAUCUUCUUCAGGAGAGGCACCCAGUAUCAUCUCGACACGGCCGGACCAUCCUGGGUUCAGGUGCCGGGACAGUUGUCACAGCUCUCUGUGGGUCACGGAGUGCUGUGGGGCGUGAACGUGCUCUUUUUCAUCUUUGUCCGGCGCGGUAUUACUACGUUGACCCCGGAAGGCACACAUUGGGAACGGAUUUCUGGAAGUUUGAAGCAGAUCAGUGUUAAUACACACACUAAUGAAGUGUGGGGAGUCAAUAGCAACAACGUCAUCUACCGUCGUCAAGGCAUAACGAGCACGAAUUAUGUCGGCACGUCGUGGCAGCAACUCGAUGGAUCCCUGACCUCGGUAUCUGCUGGACACGCCGGAGUCUGGGGCACAAAUAGUGCAAAUGCCAUAUAUUACAGAGUGGGGACCGGAAACGGAAUAGGAACGGCCGGUGACAGCUGGGUACAAGUGCCGGGAUCUCUCGUGCGGAUUAGCGUUGGCAUCGGCAUUAUCUGGGGCAUCAACGGCGGCGGCCUCAUCUUUAUUCGUCUUGGCAUAACGGUAUCGAAUCCGACGGGCGUGGGGUGGAACCGUAUACCUGGCCAGUUAGCUCACAUCUCCGUCAACCCUACGACGAAUCACGUCUGGGGUGUGAAUUCAGGUGGCGUCAUCUACCGGCGCCACGGAGUCGUAUCGCCAAUUCACGGGCAUCCAGUCACGGGGAACCUGCCACAUUUGGGAACCAAUUGGAGAAACAUCCCUCUGACCGCUAUUCACGUAGACGUUGGUGCCGCUGGCGUCUGGGUUAUCGGCAGUAACGGUAACAUCUAUGUACGGAGCUACACCCAGGGCCCGGCCGACGUCGAUGGAGUGUCGUGGCUCCUCGUUGGCGGCAGGCUGAUUCAACUAUCCGUCGGCAAAGGUGUCGUGUGGGGCGUCAACUCCGGCUUUAACACCUUCAUCCGUAUCGGAAUCACGAGGGAUGCUCCGACGGGCACGGGCUGGACGAACGCUGGGCGGCAGCUACAGCAGAUCAGCGUAAACAGCGAGACGAACGAGGUGUGGGGCGUUUCGCCUAGCAACGAGAUAUUCAGACGCACCGGCAUCGUCAGCACAUGCGGCCAUAGCAACCUGUUUGGAACCGGCUGGGAAAGGGUCGAAGGACAGUUGAAAGUCGUCUCGACAGGUGGCGCAGGCGUGUGGGGCGUGUCGCCGACGAACGCGAUCUUCUAUCGGCUGGACACGAACAAUUACGGUCAGCUAGGUUCGGGUACGAGCUGGGUGCAUGUCCCCGGCAGUCUGGCAUGGAUCAGCAGCGGAGACGGCUACGUGUGGGGCGUGGCCCCAGACUUUACCAUCUUCGUGCGGAUAGGUAUCACCGCUUGCGUCACCUACGCGCACAGAAAUGGCGUAGGAAUACCGCGAUCCCUAUGCAGCAUUCAGUGCGAGCCAAGCAAGGGACACGUCGACGGCGGUACGCAAACACAAUGCAUGUACUAG
Messenger RNA from Priapulus caudatus, 1775 nucleotides. Its product is annotated as tectonin beta-propeller repeat-containing protein-like. The transcript is spliced from 14 exons. The record is from RefSeq and is a predicted model, not a curated record. Lineage: Eukaryota; Metazoa; Priapulida; Priapulimorpha; Priapulimorphida; Priapulidae. Bases 81 to 1775 code for a protein of 564 amino acids.